AUGUUACGUGUCUUAAUAGUAACCGGUUUCGGUUUAGAAGGUGAGCUCCACAAUUUCAACUUUUCAUCUUUCUCAAACAUCGUUAGUCUUGACUUGAGCGAGAACAAACUCUUUGGAACCGUUACCUCCCAAAUUAGUGUUCUUACAAAACUCACCCACCUUGAUCUUUCCUUCAAUAAACUUUCUGGAGAUAUUCCACCAGAAAUAGGUUUUCUCACAAGUCUGCUAUAUUUAGACCUUUCUGAAAAUCAAAUCAGUGGAUCCAUCCCUCAAGAAACUGGCAAUUUAUAUCUUCUUACUGAUCUAAUGUUGUACAUGAAUAAUCUGACUGGUUCCAUACCUACUUCUAUAUGCAAUCUGACCAGCUUGACCAUUUUAUCGAUUCAUGAAAAUCAACUCUCUGGUAUCAUUCCUCGAGAUAUAGGAAGGCUACGGUCUCUUACAAUAUUGGAUUUGGCCGUAAACAAUAUCACUGGUUCAAUCCCUACUUCAAUAUCUAGUUUGACCAACUUGGAACAUUUAUCAAUUUUUGAAAAUAACCUUUCUGACAUCAUACCUCUAGAAAUUAGUGGGCUAAGAUCUCUUAUUAACUUUUAUCUGCACAAAAACAAUCGCAUUGGUUCAUUCCCUGCUUCUUUAACCAAUUUGACGAGGUUGAACACUCUUAAUCUACAUGACAACCAACCUUCUAGUACAAUUCCUAGAGAUAUCGGAAAGCUAAGUUCUCUUACAAACUUAGAUUUGGCCUCAAACAAUAUCUAUGGUUCACUCCCUACUUCAAUGUGCAAUUUAACCAACUUGGACUAUUUAUCAGUUUUUGAAAAUAACCUUUCUGACAUCAUACCUCGAGAAAUUGGUAGGCUAAGAUCUCUUACAAGUUUUUAUUUGUACAAAAACCGACUCAAUGGUUCAAUCCCUGCUUCUUUAAUCAAUUUGUCUAGCCUAGAGACUCUUUUACUAUUUGAAAACCAACUUUCUGGCACAAUCCCUCAAGAUAUAGGAAGGCCAAACUCUCUUAUGACCCUUGAUUUCUCCACCAACAAACUCUCUGGUUCAAUCCCCGCAUCAAUAGACAAUUUGAGAAAUUUAACUCAUUUAUCUCUAUUUCAAAAUGAAUUAACUGGUUCAUUAGAAUUCAUCAACAAUCUGACACAGUUGAAAGUAAUGUAUUUGAACGAGAACCAUUUUUCUGGUUAUUUACCUCAAAACCUUUGUCCAAGUGGAACACUUGAAGUAUUUGUGGCACAUGAUAACCAUUUCAGGGGUCCUAUACCAAGAAGCCUUAGAAACUGCACUAGCCUUAGAAAUCUGGGACUCGAAAAUAAUGAACUGGUCGAUAAUAUUAUAGAGAAUUUAGGUGAACUUUAUCUUAGUUCAAAUAAUUUAGUUGGGGAAAUUCCAGAUGAGUUGCUGAAACUGCCGUCAUUGAUCGAAUUAGAUUUGAGUAAUAACCAGCUUUUUGGUCCGUUGUCUUCGGCAAUUGGAAUGUUGUCCAACCUAAAAUAUCUAGAUUUCUCAACUAAUAAUCUCAUCAAAUCAAUACCCAAACAACUAGGAGAGUGUUCAAAUUUAUUAUAUUUUAAUUUAAGAACAAACAAUUUUAAUGAAAGCAUCCCACCUCAGAUUGGUAACUUGGAUUCGUUACAGAUGUUGUUAGAUCUUACUUACAAUGAGUUUAGUGGAGAAAUACCAUCAGAUUUUGGUAAAUUAAGCAAACUAGAACAUUUGAAUUUAUGCCACAACCAAUUUUCCGGCUCGAUUCCUUCAUCAUUUGAUCAAAGGCUUAGCUUGACCACUGUCGACAUUUCUUACAACGAAUUGAGUGGUCCUGUUCCAAAUAUUAAGGCAUUUAAGGAUGCUCCCGUUGAUGCACUGAAGAACAACAACGGAUUAUGUGGUAAUAUCUCCAGAGGUAUCAAACCGUGUAAUACUAAUCCUACAACUGAAGUCGAAGAAGAUGUUCAAGAGGAUACAAAUGAGAGAAUAUUGUUUUACGGUGUUAUUGCUUUAGGGUUCGGGGUCGGAUUUGUUGGAGCAUGUGGACAUCACAUAUGUAUAACUAGUAUAGUCCCACACGGAAUAAGAGGACAAGAAGACGAUGGUACUUGCUGUUUGGUGAUGCAGACGAUGACAGAAGCUGAUGGACAAAGAGCGCUUGUAAUAGCUUUUUUAGAUCUGGUUUCUGUGGAGGCGAUGGAGAAGACGAGAAGAAAUGUUGAGAAACGAUAUUAA
This is a messenger RNA of Papaver somniferum (opium poppy), 2232 nucleotides long. RefSeq names its product probable leucine-rich repeat receptor-like protein kinase At1g35710. The coding region runs from base 1 to 2232 and encodes 743 amino acids. The record is from RefSeq and is a predicted model, not a curated record. Lineage: Eukaryota; Viridiplantae; Streptophyta; Magnoliopsida; Ranunculales; Papaveraceae. Gene Ontology annotation, molecular function: protein binding. The transcript has 3 exons.